AUGUCCACAUUUGAACAAAUAAACGAAAAUUUAUCAGCUCAAGUUUGUGAGUUAGAAGCACUGUUAUCUGUUUACCCAAAAGAAUUAAUAAUCUCCGAUCAUGGAGUUUUAGCUGAUAUUAAUGAAUAUAUUAAAAACUUUACUCAAAAACUGCCUCGGAAAUUGGAAUACUCAGUUGAGCUUUCACUAAAUGGUGGAUCAAUAGAAUUAUUAAUUAGUUUACCAUCUAGUUACCCCAAAGAAAAGCCAGAGAUUUAUGCAAGGAGCUCAUUUUUAAAUCGAACUCAACAAUUGCUUUUAAAUCAAGCAUUGAAUAAUAUACUUGUACAUCAAGAGCAAAAUGAACCUUGCAUUUAUACAUUAAUAAUAUGGCUGCAGGAUAACGGUGAAGAUUACCUUGUAGCAUCCAAUAGAAUUCAAGAUAGAAAACUCAAUAAUAGAAACAAAAACAAAGAUCAAGGAAAACCUACAAAUUUUUCUAGAUAUUGGAUUUACAGUCAUCAUAUAUAUAGUAAAAUUAAAAGAAAAAAAAUAAUUGAUUUAGCAGAAGAAAAUUCUAUUACAGGUUUUUGUUUGAUAGGAAAGCCUGGAAUUAUUUGCAUGGAAGGUGCCUUUGAAGACUGUGAUUAUUGUUGGUUAAAAAUCAAAUCUAUGAACUGGCAAAAAAUACUAUUACGAUUGAUAGAAAAUGAAGAUUGUGAAAACAUUGAUGUUAUGCAUAAAUUUAAAGAUUUUCAAGAGAUAUCAUUUUCUACUUUAAGUUGUCAUAAUGAUAUGGGUCAAGUACUUAAAUAUUUAGAAGAACAUACAUCACAACAUGCAUUUAAAGAAUUAUUUGGGAUUAAAGGUAAACUUGUUGAACUGCCAGAUUGA
Eufriesea mexicana is the source of this 873-nucleotide messenger RNA. Its product is annotated as RWD domain-containing protein 2A. Gene Ontology annotation, molecular function: protein binding. Lineage: Eukaryota; Metazoa; Arthropoda; Insecta; Hymenoptera; Apidae. The record is from RefSeq and is a predicted model, not a curated record. Bases 1 to 873 code for a protein of 290 amino acids. The transcript has 3 exons.